AUGGAUUCUUGUGUCGCCUGCACUGAUGAAAUGUUUGGAGUAGACGGCAUUGUCAAGUCUGGAAACAAGAAAAAAAUGUCAAGGGACAUGGAGUCGGACAUAGAAUCCCUCUACAAAGCUGUUCCUCAGCUUGCCAAGACUUUUCGUAUCAUAGAAAAAAUUGGACAAGGAACAUUCAGCUCAGUCUACCUUGGUGAGGCUCGGAUGCAGGAUGGUAGCAGAGGCUUGUUUGCGCUCAAACAUCUCAUUCCUACCAGUCAUCCCACUCGCAUUGCUGCUGAGCUCCAGUGUCUCACAAUUGCUGGGGGCAGGGAGAAUGUAAUGGGUGUGGAGUAUUGCUUCAGAAAGGAGGAUCACGCCGUGAUUGUCAUGCCUUAUAUGGAACAUCAAGCAAUAGUGGACAUCAUUGGCACAUUGAGCUUUGAAGAGGUUCGGCUGUACAUCUACCAUCUGUUGAAGGCCCUCAGACACAUUCAUCAGUUUGGUAUAAUCCAUCGAGACAUCAAACCGAACAACUUUCUCUACAAUAGGAAGGCCAAGAAGUUUGCCCUGGUGGAUUUUGGCUUGGCUCAGGGAACGGCGGACACUCAAAUCGAGCUGCUCAAGGUGGUCAGGCAGAAGUUGUCGCAACCAAAACCCGGAGGCUCCAAAGAAAGACGAGCACAACAUAGACCCCCCUCUGCCAACACUGCCCCCACCUCACUACAUCCACCGCAUUCUACGGCUCAUCCACAUUCCUCCAACUCUUUUUCUUCCUCAGCAACUCGGAAAGUGCUGAUUAAAAAAUCACAUUCUCUCACGAACACAGUGGGGGCCUCCACUUCUCACGCAAAGGAUUUAGUGGGUUUAAGCAAAGCACCAAGGCCUGUGUUUAGCGAGAGGAACCUGAACAGCUGUUCUUUAAUCACCACCAAACAAGAAACUAAAACACAAGUAAGUUUGUUGCCAAGAAGAACUGGAGAGCUUUCAAGUCGAAGGUUUCCUCCAGCCAGAAGAGGACUAGCAACUGUCCGCAAUCAGAAAUCUCAGCGAGGUGUCCACCACUCUCUUACCUGCAACUGCUUCCAAACGGACCAAGUCUGCAACGUGUGCUUGUCUAGGAAGCAGCAGUCUGCUCCAAGAGCGGGAACUCCUGGUUUCCGUGCACCUGAAGUCCUCAUUAAGUGUCCGAACCAAGGGACAGCUAUCGACGUGUGGUCAGCCGGAGUCAUCUUCCUCUCCCUGCUGAGUGGACGUUACCCGUUUUUCAAAGCCAGCGACGACAUGGUGGCCCUCACUCAGAUUAUGACCAUCCGAGGCUCCAGAGAAACUGCACGAGCUGCUAAGGCAUUCGGCAAGGCGGUGCUGUGCAGUCGGGAGCUUCCCAGGUUGGAUCUCAGGGUUCUUUGCGAGACACUAAGAGGUCGGAGACCAGUUGAAGAAGUCUGUAAAUCUCUAGAUGAUUGCCGCAAAAAGCGAGCGGUUGAGACACCACUGCUUUCAAAAAGCAAGGCGAAAUUCCAAAAAGUCUCACAGAGCGAAACUUUGGUCAAUGAUGAACAGGGGUGGGACACUGUGCCUGAAGAGGCCUAUGACCUACUGGACCACUUAUUGGAUCUCAACCCAAUGACUAGAAUUACAGCAGCAAAGGCUCUGGAGCACCCACUCUUUACAGACUUUUGA
Messenger RNA from Nerophis lumbriciformis (worm pipefish), 1662 nucleotides. Lineage: Eukaryota; Metazoa; Chordata; Actinopteri; Syngnathiformes; Syngnathidae. The record is from RefSeq and is a predicted model, not a curated record.